UAGAAAAUAUAAUACAAAGCACCAAAACAGUCAAAAAACAAAACAACGCGUGGAAUAGUUGAAGGAUAAAGAAGAAAGUAUAAAGGAUAACCUAGCCAUGCAGAAUUUAAUCAAGAGUCGUGCCCUCUUCGAGAUCCUCAAGCACCCAUUGCCGGAUAAUUACUUUGAUAGCGACAGCGGCGAGGAGGAGAUAGUGGAGUACCAUGUGGUAUUGCCUAGCGAUUGGGAUCUGCAUCUGGCUGGACAGCCGAGUACAGUGAAGCUAUGUGCCGAUGCUCCCGAGUUCGUGCCGCGCUCCAUGAAGAUUCCAAAAGAGUUUACCCAAGAUGAAGAUGAAGAUAAAGUGGACUUGACCGAAAUUAAGCGAAUGUUCGAGUCCUUGGAUGAGCUCAAGAUGAUGGAGGCCAAGGCUCAAGAUGAAGAUAAAGACGAGAAGGUGGAUUUGACUGAAAUAAAGCGAAAGUUCGAGGCUCUGGAUGAGCAAAAGGUGGCCAAGAUGACGACAAUGCCUUGGAAGGGAUUCCCCAAAAGACAAGCGGAGAGAACUGCUCGUAGUGCACAGGUGAUUUUGUUAAACGAUUCGGACUAUAUGAUUGUUCCCCGCAACAAGGGAAAGAAAAAGUCGUCGAAUAUGGAGAACUUCCCGGGGGAGAAUACCGCUGAGUACGAGGAGAAUGUGGUUCCUUUUCCAUCACAUAUCCUAGCCGAUUUGCCGCCUGCCGACGAGAGGCUGACGAAGGCCCAGGAGAAGCGUCGCGAACAGGAACGAAAGGUGGCUUUGGAGGCCUUGAAGCUGGUUGAACAACGACGCAUGCGAGGCCCUUUAGUUUCCAACCCGGAUGAAGGCAAAUCCGAUAAUCCCGAGAAACCCCAGCCGGUUGUGCAUCUCUCUCGUUCGCCCAUAAGAUUUUCGCCGGAGGAACGGAUCCAGGUGGAUCGUUUGAGAGUCGCCAAGAGGGAGCGCAUCGAGAAGGCCCUUCUGGAAAUGGCCAAUGAGAAGAAGAAGGAGCAGGCGGUGCUGUCCACCAAGAGAUAUAUACCCACGGCCAAGGAAUGGGACGAGCAACGUCGGGCCAAGCACUUGGCCCAAAUGGAGGCCGACAAGGAGAAUGUGAACUGCAAUCGUCUGGCAAACGCCAGAGCCAAGCAGCCUGUAAUGAAACCCAAUGGGCAACCCAGCAUGCCAUCGAAAUCUAUUAAGAAAGGGGAUCCUGGUGCUCCUGCCAAACAGCUCUAUUGUCCACCGGGGGGCAAACUACUCAAAGACGAGAAACGCAAAGGAAAUCUCACACACUACCAAACAACUCGCAAAUGGAGCAGCCGUAAAUGUAGCAAAGCUCCCAUGAAGUUGGUUCAAAAUCCAGAUGGAACUGUCGUGAAACGCUACAGUAUUGAAGAGCUGCUGCAAUUUGAACCGCAGCCGGAGGAUCUUGAAAAACCCCAUGUCGAUGAGGCCCUCAAGCGAUUCGGAUUUCUCAUUUAAUGACAAUUUCCAUGAGCUUUCUAUUCUGUUUGUUUAGAUUUUCUUAAUUUCAUUCGUUUCGAUUUUGUUCCUUUUCAAUUUGUUUAUUUUUUGAUUUCCCAUUUCAAAAACCAUUUAUUAUCCAUGAGUUUUCAUAGUACUUUGUAUUAUGUGCUUAGGCUGCAGAUAAAAUGUCAUUCCAGAAUGUACGUUUUAGUAAAAUAAAUCAUUGUUAGUCUACUGUCGAACUGGAAAUAUUGUAUUUUACCAGAAACAGGGUUUUUUUC
Molecule: messenger RNA, 1749 nt
Organism: Drosophila takahashii
Lineage: Eukaryota; Metazoa; Arthropoda; Insecta; Diptera; Drosophilidae
Source: RefSeq, a predicted model, not a curated record